Penicillium cinerascens is the source of this 1203-nucleotide messenger RNA. Its product is annotated as PH domain-containing protein. Lineage: Eukaryota; Fungi; Ascomycota; Eurotiomycetes; Eurotiales; Aspergillaceae. The record is from RefSeq and is a predicted model, not a curated record. The coding region runs from base 1 to 1203 and encodes 400 amino acids. The transcript has a single exon.
AUGAAUCAGGUACUGGCUCGUCCCUCGUCGUCGGAGGGACAGAGCAGCAGAUCCCCCGCCAUUCAAGUGCCCAACCACGCCGUCCAUUUCCGCGCGCCGCCCUCCCGCAACGGCCAUGUCAACCUGGGUACUUUCUCACCCGUCAACGAGAACGGUAGCUUCGAAUUCGACCGCGUCUUGAAGUCCGGAAAGGUUUGCCGUCGCGUCAAGCACAAGCAUGUCUUCCGCGCCUCUUGGAAACCCGCCUACCUCGUCCUGCGCCCCAACCUUCUCUCCGUCUACAAGGACGAGGAGGCUACCCGUAUCCGCAUCUCCAUCAGCCUCUCCGAAGUGACGGCCGUCGCGCCGGUCAAGUCUCCCCGUUCCAAUCGCCAGCACGUCUUCGGUGUCUUCACGCCAUCCAAGAACUAUCGUUUCGAGGUUCUGUCCGAACGCGACGCCGAUGACUGGAUCGAUCGCAUUCGCGCCGAAGUUCCCGGCAACGAGGACGAGGUGGCCUUCAUGGCCCUGUCCAGGAGACGCGAGUGCCCCGCAAUCCAUAAACAGCUUAUCGAAGACACGACCGACCACUCUGAUUUUGAUGUCGCCGGCCGUGCCAGCUCGCCCGAACUCGGCCGAGCACUGUCCCCAGGCCCGUCUGCCCGCAAACCCUCCUACAUUCAGGAUUACUCGGGAAACGAAAUCACUUCUUACUCGGAGCUUUCAGACGGAUCGCCGCCCACCCGGAGCAGCUACCUGCGCUCCAUGCCAUCUAUCCACACCUUAUCCCUUUCCGCCCCGGAAGACAAACCCACGUCCUUACCAACCUUACCACGGGACACGAGCAAAUACUCCGAACUCGGUAUCCUGCGCGAUCCGGAACGCGUAGUGUGCCAGGGAUACCUGCAGGGGCUGCGGAUCAAAGGAACCGUGCGGCAAUGGAAGCGGCUCUGGGUGGUGCUACGGCCCAAGAGUCUGGCCUUCUACAAGGACGAGCAGGAGUACUUGGCGCUCAAGAUCAUAUCCAUGUCACAGGUGAUUGAUGCCGCCGAGGUCGACCCCAUGUCGCGGUCCAAGACCUUUUGUCUGCAGAUCAUCGCCGAAGAGAAAACGUAUCGGCUCUGUGCUCCAGAUGAAGAGUCCCUGGCGCGCUGGCUGGGCGCGUUGAAGAGCGUCAUUGUCUUCCGCAAGAAACUCGGUGCCACCCCGGCUGUCGCGACGUAG